This is a messenger RNA of Dioscorea cayenensis subsp. rotundata (Guinea yam), 720 nucleotides long. Its product is annotated as probable N-succinyldiaminopimelate aminotransferase DapC. Bases 10 to 720 code for a protein of 236 amino acids. Gene Ontology annotation, biological process: biosynthetic process. Gene Ontology annotation, cellular component: cytoplasm. NCBI's taxonomy places the organism in Eukaryota, Viridiplantae, Streptophyta, Magnoliopsida, Dioscoreales, Dioscoreaceae. The record is from RefSeq and is a predicted model, not a curated record. The transcript has 6 exons. Gene Ontology annotation, molecular function: L-kynurenine:2-oxoglutarate transaminase activity; pyridoxal phosphate binding.
GAGCACGCAAUGGAGGAGAAGCUCUCCCAGGUUGGUCGGAAGCUCAAGCCAUCGCCAAUCCAAGAACUCUCCCACUUAGCGCAGCGUUGUGGAGCCAUUAACCUCGCCGAGGGAUUUCCCGACUUCCCUGCCCCUUUUCCGGUCAAGAACGCUGCCAUCUCCGCCAUUGAUGCGAACCUCAAUCAAUCCAGUCAUGUGCAAGGAGUUUGUGAUUUGUUGGCAAGGAAGAUGAAAGAGAGUUAUGGUCUUGAUACUGAUCCUCUUACUGACUAUGUGAUUUCUUGUGGCCAGACUGAAGCAUUUGCGGCAACAGUGUUUGCAAUAAUAGAUCGAGGUGAUGAAGUAUUGUUGUUUGAUCCUGCUUAUGAAGCUUAUGAAACAAGCAUCAAUCUGGCUGGAGGAGUGCCUGUCUACGUGCCACUGGAUCCACCUAACUGGAGUUUAAAUAUGGAUAAAUUCAUGAGAUCCUUUACUACACGAACAAAAGCUGUGGUUUUGAACAGUCCCCAUAAUCCAACUGGGAAAGUUUUCACCGAGGAAGAGUUUGAAGUCAUUGCUGGAGCUUGCUGCAAAAUGAAUUGUUUUGCCAUUACCGAUGAAGUUUAUGAAUAUAUAACAUAUGAUGAUCAAAAACACAUAUGCCUUGCUUCUCUUCCUGGAAUGCAAGAAAGAACCAUUGUGACGCCCUCACUGUCCAAAAACUUUCAGUGUCACAGGUAA